UUACAGCACUGGACUAUUUCGACUUGGAAUACACAGGUGUCGCCAGCCAAUCUCUCACUUUCAAUCACACAGAAAUCGUCACACGGCACAUCUGAGGUGAGCAGCCAGCUCGUUCUCCCACCACCACCUUCACAUUACGAACAUCACCACAAGAACACCACCAUGACCACACCCACGCCAAUGCCGCUAGCUGCCACUACAUCGCACCACGUGUUCCGCCUCAUCCAUCCGCUGAUCGGGCUGUCUGGAGUCGUCGACUGGCGCAUGGCGUACUUGGUGUCCUCAAACCCACACAUCCCCCACCAAGCGCACCACAUAUCGUCCAAUGUGCUCGAAGGACUAGCCAGCAUCAUGUGGGGCGUGGGUGGCGUGCUCCAAUACGAGAAGGAAGUGCCCAAGUUCAACCACUCGACGCGGCACGCCCAUUCAGUCAUGGGGCUGGUCACCAAGCACCGCCUCGACAAAGCGUUCCAGACCAGCCGACGGUGCUACAUGGUUUCCUACGCCGGCCUCCUGGGCCUCACCGCGCACCAUGCUGUGUUUGGCACCCUGGCCUACCGCCGCCACGACAGCAAGCGGACGGCGGCGCAUGUAGCUGCCGGGACCAGCUCCGGAUGUUACGCCUACCUGUGGCACUCGAUCUUCUUGGGAGCAAAGGUGCAGCGUAUGGGCCUCACGCACUUCACCGCCACUGCCGCUAUGCUGACGGUGUGGCUUACAGAAUCCGAUAAACUGCUAAAACAAAUCUGGUAGCUCCGUCCUCAA
Molecule: messenger RNA, 765 nt
Organism: Aphanomyces astaci
Lineage: Eukaryota; Oomycota; Saprolegniomycetes; Saprolegniales; Verrucalvaceae
Exons: 1
Coding region: 163-753 (196 amino acids)
Source: RefSeq, a predicted model, not a curated record